This is a messenger RNA of Rhineura floridana, 3029 nucleotides long. RefSeq lists its product as uncharacterized. The record is from RefSeq and is a predicted model, not a curated record. NCBI's taxonomy places the organism in Eukaryota, Metazoa, Chordata, Lepidosauria, Squamata, Rhineuridae. Gene Ontology annotation, cellular component: THO complex part of transcription export complex. The transcript has 16 exons. The coding region runs from base 159 to 1679 and encodes 506 amino acids. Gene Ontology annotation, biological process: mRNA export from nucleus; signal transduction; regulation of DNA-templated transcription elongation. Gene Ontology annotation, molecular function: protein binding.
GGCUCUGCCUCUGCAAGCGCGGGGCUGGGCUUCGACCUGUUUGCGCCGUUGCCGCCACUUCCCCUCCAGAUGCUUCCUCACCCGCCCCCCACCCUCGCUGCCGCUGCCUCCUUGUCAGUGUAAGGGGCGCUUUCCCGGGCUUCUCUUCCCCGUCCAGGAUGACCAGCGGGCAGGAGUGCGGGCAGGUGCAGGCCAGUGAAUCUGAUGUUUCAGUUUUGGAAGAUAAAGAUAGUAACAGUUCUCAAGACGAAGAUUCUGCUCAGGAAAAUAACUCAGGUAAUGACAGUUCCAAAAGUGGCUCCAAAAGCAGCUCCGAAAGCGAGUCAGAUACAGAUGAGGCAGAUCUGAACAAAUCAAAUGAGGAUCCAGAAAAGAAAGAACUGCUGUUGCAUUGUGUUGAAUCAGAGGUUAAUAUCCAACAACACUGUGAACGCUGCAAGAUUCCACAAGAGCAAAAAGAACAAGUAACGCCCAGAAGAUUUUCUAGAGGACAAUUCUGGCUGAAGCUGGACACUGAAGGAAUUUAUCAGUGUACUAUCACAGGGUUAAUCUUCGAAGUAACCGAAGCUGCUGUCAUUGAAUAUUCCCUUUUGUCUUGGACCAAGUAUGCUGCUUAUGUUAAAGAGCCCUGGAUUGUUGUGGGCCCUAUAUUUGAUGUCAAAUGUGCAUCACCUUCUGUUCUUACUUCUAUUCAGUUUCCACAUGCCCUCUGCCUGAAUGACAAUUUCUCUGACAGGAUCUUCAAUGUGUUCCAUUUCAAAAGUAAUGGUCCAGAAUUUGAGCAUUCUUCUGAUUAUUCUACUACACAUGUCAAAUGGCGUGUGAGCUCACUGUCUCCCGUUGGUCCAGUUAUUGAGAAAUAUGAUCCAGUGUGUUACCAUGGGGUUGUUAUUUUAUACAAAGUUGUCAAUGACCAUCCUUCCUUGAAAUUCCAUGUCUAUAUUGCCAGUAACAAUAGCUCAUUUAUAAAGGAUGUGUCAAAAAGUGUACAACGUUCUACUAAUAGAUUCAUUAAAAUCGAGAAACCCCCUUGUAAUAAAUUACUUGAAGUUGGAAAGAAAUACAAAUUAACUAGUGUUCCAGAAGCUGACAUACUCCCUGAGGAAAUAAAGUUUGUUGAUGACUCUACCCUAGCACAGAAACAUUUCUUUGAGGUAUAUUUAGAACAGCCAACAGAACUUGUGUUAUCUUUGAUGGAUGUGGAAUCUGAAGAAACCGUGUGGAAAGCAAAGCUUCGAGAAUGUGACUGGAUCCUACAUAAUCAGAAUAACAAUAAGCAGAAAAGAUCCACACACAGCACCAAAAGACGAAAAUCCAGCACCAGUCUUUCAGAAGACGAGCUUUGCAACAAACGGCUAAAGGGCAAUGACACUUCAGAUGGAAUUAAAGCUAAAACAGUGUUAACUGAUCAGCAGCUGAUGAUUCUUGCGAAGAAGAUGGGUAAAAACUGGAAAGUAAUUGGCAUAGAAUGCCUUAACUUGUCAAUCGAAGAUAUCCAGCAGAUUGAGGCAAAGGAAGAAGAUGUUAAUAUGUAUAAAUGCAUGAUGUUGCGGAAAUGGAGGGAUUCUGAACAGAAUAAUGGAACUGCCCAAAGUUUAUAUGAGUGUCUUAAUGGCCAGGCAUCCCAUGAAAUGCUGGAAAUUCUGACAGGUUUUUUAAGAACAGAUGUGAGCUCAUGAGGAAACAGCUUUAAUAAGAAGAAACAUCAGGAAUAUUCUUUAAUGUACAUUUUCCAAAUCGAUGAAAAUUAGUUUUGUAGUGAACCACUACACGUUUAAAUCUUUGAAGGGUUUCUGUGAAGCAACAAUGAUAAGCCAGUUGUAUAAACUUUGGGGUGGAAGAAGGAAAGUAUAUGCAACUAUGAACUCAUGUAAAUUCUUAGCUACUUGCUGCUUUUUACUCAAGCCUUCCCAGCCUGCUGUGCUGUCGGAGGUUCAGCCUCCAUACACAUUUCACCUGCCUACGAAGAAGUGAUGCCUUCCAAAAUGUUCUCAGGUCUCCUUGGAUUGCAUUGCCUGGAUUAACUGUGAUCUUCACUCUCUGCCUGUGUCUUCCAAGUAUACCAUAGUUAUAUACCAGACAUUCAGCUGGAAAGGCACAUCUCUUCUUUCCAUGCACGAAGGUGCAAACAGAUUUCUCUUUUCUCUUCCCAUGGUUAAUUGCAAACAUUAUGGUUCAUUAUUCUUUCCCUACCCAGCAUCCCUGCUAUAGACUUUCUUCCAGUCACUUGUCAAAGGGGAAAUGGGAAAAGACUGAAAACUUCCACUUAGAAAUGUUGUAUACUGUACACUGCUUUGAGCUGCAUUCAGAGGUUUUCAGCCUGUGUACCGAGCAAACCUAGAGCUCCUCAGAAGCUUAUUGGGAGCUCCUCGAUGAGAAGCUCCCUAAUGGCAGAGAAGUUCCCUGAUGCAUAACGUGAUCACCAUUUGUAGUCUUCUACAAUGUGUAAUUGCAGGGAAUGUUUUCAUAAGUGCUUAUAUAUCAGUUUAUGUGGUCUGACAGCAACACCAGAUCUCGCACCAGAGCUGUCUCCUGGUUUUGUGGGGGUGGAGCAGUUUGGCAAAACAUUGUCUGCACCUCCCUUCCCCAGCAUAUCAAGCUAUUCAAUGAUUCUGUACCAAGAAAAGCUGAAUUUUGAGACCUUUAUAUGCACUUAUUCAAACACUGUGAAUGAAGUUUUUUAGUUUUUCAGAAGAUCAUGCAGUACCAGCCCCUGCAACACUAGAGGUACAUCGCACAGGAGAAAACCAGCAGUGAUCUGCCUGUGUGGAUGUAUACUUUUUAAAAGGACAGAGUAUCUCUGAAAUCAUAAAACCUUUUUACAAUGUAGCAUUGGCACUAUAGGCAGCUUUAGCAUCUCUCUGUGAAUGUCGUUUACAUGUCACCCCCAUAAUGUCACCAGUUUCUUGUAAAAUGCACUUUUUGUGUUGUAUAUAUUUCCUUGUAAACAGAUUGGCUGCAUUUUGUAUUCAUUCUUUUUUAUUUUAUUGAAAUUAAAUGAUGAAACCAGUUUUUUUCUUAUUAAUCAA